Phlebotomus papatasi is the source of this 1469-nucleotide messenger RNA. RefSeq names its product ubiquitin-conjugating enzyme E2 S. NCBI's taxonomy places the organism in Eukaryota, Metazoa, Arthropoda, Insecta, Diptera, Psychodidae. The coding region runs from base 190 to 783 and encodes 197 amino acids. The record is from RefSeq and is a predicted model, not a curated record. The transcript is spliced from 3 exons.
UCUCGGUGGGAAAAUAUAUUUACUGGGCUCUGCGAAGCAUUUUUGUCAUUGCGAGUUUCUCUGAAUUUAUUUUAGUAAUUGUAGUAUUUUUUCGACACUGUGUGUUGUGUAUUUUGCGAAAAGAAUCACUGGAAAGCCUUAUCGUAUGCAUUUACUCUCAAAAUUUGUGUGUCCGGAUCCGCUGAAGCCAUGAAUUCGACAUCGAAUGUGGAAAAUCUAUCACCGCAAAUCAUCCGGCAGAUCGUGAAGGAGAUGCAUGAUCUGUCCACAAAUUCACCAGAAGGCAUCAAAGUACAAAUAAAUGAAGCUGACGUGACGGACAUUCAAGCAAUAAUCGAAGGACCAGCUGGAACGCCCUAUUCCGGUGGCGCCUUCCGCGUGAAACUGGCCCUUGGGAAGGAAUUCCCGUCAACACCGCCCAAAGCAUUUUUCCUCACGAAGAUCUUUCAUCCAAAUGUGGCGGCUAAUGGAGAGAUUUGUGUGAAUACACUGAAGCGGGAUUGGCAGCCAGAUCUGGGCAUUAAGCACAUUCUCCUUACCAUCAAGUGUCUCCUCAUCUGCCCCAAUGCUGAGUCGGCGCUCAACGAAGAGGCCGGCAAGAUGCUGCUGGAACGAUACGAUGAUUAUUCCCAGAGGGCUAAGAUGAUGACGGAAAUUCAUGCGCAGACGGCCAAGUCGAUGGUUCAGAGCGAAGAGGAGGGUCCACUGUCGAAGAAGAAGGCCCAAGACAAGAAGAAGGAGAAGCUGAUUAAAGAGAAGAAGCGCAAUCUCAAGCGAUUAUGAGCGCGCUUCAAUCGGACAAGAAAGAAACCUACCUUUUAAAAAGAAAUUUUCACCUACAAUUCUACUUUAUUUUUUUUGAGAAACCAAUGUCCUUUUGGAGGAUUAAAAAACAAAAGACGGAUAACACUAGGACUUCACACCAUGAUCCUUUUUUUUUAAAUCACAUCAGAAAAAAAAAGAUUAAGAAAAAACUCGCAGUCAAUUAAUGAGAAAAAAAAUGUUUGGUCUCAAGAAGUUCAAGAAUCCUUCUUUUGUCUUUUUUUUUUGAGUGGGAUUGAUGAUUUUUUUUUGUAUUGUCCCUUUUACACUCAUAAAUUUCUAAGUUAAUUUUCUUUCCUUGCACCUCCUCGUAAAAUAUAUAUUUUUAGUAAAAAAUUAAAAUAAAUAUCACUUGUCAUUCGAAUAAAACAAAAAUUCCCUUGAAAAAUAGUUUUAAAGUGCAUUUUUUCUCUAUUUUUUCUGUCUGUUACUAUUUUGUCAAAGUCUGGAAAAGUUGAUAAUCUUUUUUGAAUGUUUAGGUGUGAAAUUUAAAAAAAAACAAAGAAAACCGAUUAAAGAAAAAUCAUAUUUCCAACACUGCAAAAAUUCAUGUAACAAUUCUUUAUAAAACAAAAUUAGAAAUGUGUGUAUUGUGUCGAAGGCGAAAGUAGAAAAUAAUAUAUUUAUUUCAUUAAUGCCACUGUAAA